AUGUAAAAUUCAUUAUUAUUAAUUCAAACUGUUUUAAAGAUUACUAUGGGAUGCAAUCUAUAGAAAUAAAAGAAUAAGUAACCAACUGUUGGAUUAUCAGUAUUUAUAUUUAAAAUAAGCAUAGAUCUAACAAACAGAAUUACAAUUCAAUGAAUAAAUUUAAACUCCAGAUACCAUGGAUAUGUCUAGUCUUAAAUAACAAAAUAUUAUAGUCUUAAAGAAACUGCUUGCUUCUUCAAGUCUGAAUAUUGAACAAAUCGUUAAACCUCCAUUAAAAAAAUACUCACAUUCCACCUUAAGUAGAAGCAGAAGAUAAUGA
Molecule: messenger RNA, 319 nt
Organism: Paramecium octaurelia
Lineage: Eukaryota; Ciliophora; Oligohymenophorea; Peniculida; Parameciidae
Source: the annotation of a GenBank genome assembly